This is a messenger RNA of Tupaia belangeri chinensis (Chinese tree shrew), 1777 nucleotides long. It is a transcript of the gene PEX14, whose product is annotated as peroxisomal biogenesis factor 14. The transcript has 9 exons. Lineage: Eukaryota; Metazoa; Chordata; Mammalia; Scandentia; Tupaiidae. The record is from RefSeq and is a predicted model, not a curated record. Gene Ontology annotation, biological process: protein import into peroxisome matrix, docking. The coding region runs from base 88 to 1218 and encodes 376 amino acids. Gene Ontology annotation, cellular component: peroxisomal importomer complex; peroxisomal membrane. Gene Ontology annotation, molecular function: signaling receptor binding.
CUACCUUAGUCUGGGCGCGAGAGCGGGAGCGUGGGCGCCUGGGAGCGACCUCGCUCAGCGGCGGUAGAUUAGUCUGGCCUCGGAAAGAUGGCGUCCUCGGAGCAGGCAGAGCAGCCGAGCCAGCCAAGCUCUACUCCAGGAAGUGAAAAUGUGGUGCCUCGAGAGCCGCUGAUUGCCACAGCAGUGAAGUUUCUACAGAAUUCCCGGGUCCGCCAGAGCCCACUUGCAACGAGGAGAGCAUUCCUUAAGAAGAAAGGCCUGACAGAUGAAGAGAUUGAUUUGGCUUUCCAGCAGUCGGGCACUGCUGCGGACGAGCCUUCGUCCCUGGGCCCAGCCACACAGGUGGUUCCUGUCCAGCCCCCUCACCUCACUUCUCAGCCAUACAGCCCCGUGGGCUCCCGAUGGCGAGACUAUGGCGCCUUGGCCAUCAUCAUGGCAGGAAUUGCAUUUGGCUUUCACCAGCUUUACAAGAAGUACCUGCUCCCCCUCAUCCUGGGAGGCCGAGAGGACAGGAAGCAGCUGGAGAGGAUGGAGGCAAGCCUCUCGGAGCUGAGUGGCAGCGUGGCCCAGACAGUGACUCAGUUACAGACAACCCUGGCCUCCGUCCAGGAGCUGCUGAUCCAGCAGCAGCAGAAGGUCCAGGAGCUUGCCCACGAACUGGCCACCGCCAAGGCCACCACCUCCACCAACUGGAUCCUGGAGUCCCAGAAUAUCAACGAGCUCAAGUCGGAAAUUAACUCCUUGAAAGGGCUUCUUUUAAAUCGGAGGCAAUUCCCGCCAUCCCCGUCAGCUCCAAAGAUCCCCUCCUGGCAGAUCCCCGUCAAGUCGCCGUCCCCCUCCAGCCCCGCAGCCGUGAACCAUCACAGCAGCAGCGACAUCUCACCAGUCAGCAACGAGUCCACAUCGUCCUCACCUGGGAAGGAGAGCCACAGCCCCGAGGGCUCCACGGCCACAUACCACCUGCUGGGCCCCCAGGAGGAAGGCGAGGGCGUGGUGGACGUCAAGGGCCAGGUGAGGAUGGAGGUGCAGGGCGAGGAGGAGAAGAGGGAGGACAAGGAGGACGAGGACGAGGAGGAUGACGACGUGAGCCACGUGGACGAGGAGGACUGCCUGGGUGUGCAGAGGGAGGACCGGCGGGGCGGGGAUGGGCAAAUCAACGAGCAGGUGGAGAAGCUGCGACGACCCGAGGGCGCCAGCAAUGAGAAUGAGCGGGACUAGGCCCGCCACCAGCCCGGGAUGCCAUCCAGCCUGUGGUCCUGUGGCUGUGGCCUUGCCAUCUCCUCUGGCUCUGGGAGGGCGGCCUUGAGCCCAGGCCGAGGACAGAACUCUCAGCUGUGCUGUGGCCCCAGUGGCACUGUGGGGGUCGCGUUUCUGUCACCUAGCCCCCCCCUCACCUGGACACCAGCCCCUACCCCACCUGUAAGUCCUCAGCUCACCCCAGGCCAUGGGGCCCUUGGCCUCGUUCUCAGGCCGCGGGCGCCGAAGCCCUGGGCUCAGCCCUCGCCCAGCACCAUCUCCCGGGCGGCCGUCCUGUCCAGGGUGUGUUUGCUGAGUGUCCUGACUAACGUGACGCCAUGCAUGGCUAGAGCUAGUGCCGUCCCGCCUCCCACCUUCUGGGUGCAGGGGGAGCUACUGCCCGCCCCCUCCCUGGGGCUGGGCCCUGUCCCCAUAGCCAGGGGCUCCUGGCCUAUGCCGCCCUCGGGCGCCCGUCCCCAGCCUCAAGCACCUGUGUGCCGUUGUCCUCCAGACAAAUAAAGUCACUGCGCUUCUGACCAUC